AUGAUGGAAACAGGAGAGAAGCAAGGAGAAGGAGGGCAUGGCCAAUGGUGUCAUUGUGGGAAGUUAGCACGGAUGCAGACUUCUUGGACCAGUUCAAACCCAGGGCGAAGAUUUCUAGUCUGCCCAAAGUCAAAGUGGUUUGAUGCAGAAAUGUGUGAGCGUUCAAAAUCGUUGAUACCUGGUUUGCUGAGGAAGAUUGAUAGGGUGGAGAAAGAAAAUGCAAAUAUUCGAGCAAAGUCAAAAAUAUUGUGGGCUGCUAUGUUGCUUUCCUGGUUGGUGGUGUUUGCCAUGAAGAUGAAUUAG
This is a messenger RNA of Prunus armeniaca (apricot), 303 nucleotides long. The record is from the annotation of a GenBank genome assembly. Lineage: Eukaryota; Viridiplantae; Streptophyta; Magnoliopsida; Rosales; Rosaceae.